AUGGAGUCUGCUGGAAACAAAUGGAUGGCCUUUGUGUCUGAUUCUGACAAAGAGAAAUCAAAGAUAGAAGACCAAAAAGGGGUUUCAUCCGAGGCAAGCAUAGUCGAGAGGACUGCCGAGUGGGGUCUCAUGGUCCGUACAGAUGUCGAAAGCGGGAGCUUCCAUGCCAUAACCGAAAAGAACUCGUCGUUCGAGAGAUUCUCCGGCGAGGGGUCCAUGAGGAUAUCCGAGGAGUCGAGCAGCAGCCGGCCGGACUUGCCGAGAGUGUCCCAGGAGAUUAAGGAUGCACUGGCCACACUCCAACAGACAUUCGUUGUCUCGGAUGCAACAAAGCCCGAUUGCCCGAUUGUGUAUGCGAGCAGCGGCUUCUUCACGAUGACGGGUUACUCGUCCAAGGAGGUUAUUGGGAAGAACUGCCGUUUCUUGCAGGGGCCGAAUACGGAUGAGAACGAGGUGGACAAAAUAAGAAAAGCGACGAGGACUGGCACAAGCUAUUGUGGGAGGCUACUGAAUUAUAAGAAGGACGGCACGCCUUUCUGGAAUCUGCUCACCGUUACCCCCAUCAAAGACGAUAAAGGCAGAACCAUUAAAUUUAUUGGAAUGCAGGUCGAAGUCAGCAAGUACACAGAAGGAGUGAAUGAUAAAGCACUAAGACCAAAUGGAUUGCCCAAGUCAUUAAUUCGUUAUGAUGCUCGUCAAAAGGAAAAGGCUUUAGGUUCGAUCAUAGAGGUUGUACAAACCCUCAAGGAUCCGAAGUCUCACAUUAGGUCUCAUAGUCAUGAUAUCAAGUCAAAAACUGAAUACGAGAAGAUGAACUUGGAUUACAUGCCCGUGAGACGAGCCUCUGAGUUGGACCCAAGAAGUAUCUUAGCUCGUUCGGUUUCUCGUCAAGACACGAGCAACAAAAGCAGAAAGUCCGCCGGAUCCGUGUCAUUAAUGGGGUUCAAAAAAACGUCGUCAAGUGGUGCCGGUUUCAAUGGAAGUCAACAAGCUAUUGAGCCAGAGAUAUUGAUGACGAAUGAAGUACAACGUACAGAUAGUUGGGAGCGAGCUGAAAGAGAACGAGAUAUACGCCAAGGCUUUGACUUGGCAACAACUUUAGAACGCAUUGAGAAGAAUUUUGUGAUAACAGAUCCUAGACUUCCUGAUAACCCGAUUAUAUUUGCAUCAGAUAGCUUUCUCGAACUAACGGAAUAUACACGCGAAGAAAUUUUGGGAAGAAAUUGCAGGUUUCUUCAGGGGCCAGAAACCGAUCAAUCGACUGUGUCAAAAGUAAGGGAUGCCAUCAGGGAGCAAACGGAAAUUACAGUUCAAUUGAUUAAUUAUACAAAGAGUGGGAAGAAAUUUUGGAAUUUGUUUCACUUGCAACCUAUGCGUGAUCAAAAGGGUGAACUCCAAUACUUCAUUGGUGUCCAACUAGAUGGAAGUGAUCAUAUCGAACCACUUAGGAACAGACUCUCGGAGAGAACUGAGCAACAGAGCGCAAAAUUGGUCAAAGCUACAGCAGAAAAUGUUGAUGAGGCUGUUCGAGAACUUCCUGAUGCCAACUUGAGACCUGAAGACUUGUGGGCUUUACAUUCUCAACCUGUAUUCCCUAGACCUCACAAGAGGGAUGGCACUGCAUGGGCAGCAAUAAGAAAAAUCACUGAAACAGGUGAGAAGAUUGGAUUGAAUCACUUCAAGCCUAUUCGUCCCUUGGGAUGUGGAGAUACUGGCAGGUAUUCUUCUGUCCAUUUGGUUGAACUAACUGGUGGUGGCCAUCUGUUUGCCAUGAAGGCAAUGGAUAAAUCCAUGAUGCUGAAUCGUAACAAGGUUCAUCGAGCAUGUAUUGAAAGAGAAAUCAUCUCUCUCCUGGAUCAUCCAUUUCUCCCCUCACUGUACGCCUCUUUUCAGACACCUACACAUGUUUGCUUGAUAACUGACUUCUGUCCUGGCGGAGAGCUAUUUGCGUUGCUCGACAAACAGCCCUUGAAAAUGUUUAGAGAGGACUCAGCCAGAUUUUAUGCAGCAGAAGUUGUCAUUGGCCUUGAGUAUCUUCAUUGUUUAGGAAUAAUUUAUCGGGACUUGAAACCAGAAAAUAUUCUUCUUCAAAAGGAUGGACAUGUUGUGUUAACUGACUUCGAUCUGUCGUUUAAGACAGCUUGUAGACCUCAAGUACGUGCUUCUGCUUCUUUAUUGUUUGUUCUAUUGCACUACUAA
Molecule: messenger RNA, 2199 nt
Organism: Striga hermonthica
Lineage: Eukaryota; Viridiplantae; Streptophyta; Magnoliopsida; Lamiales; Orobanchaceae
Source: the annotation of a GenBank genome assembly